Molecule: messenger RNA, 960 nt
Organism: Adineta ricciae
Lineage: Eukaryota; Metazoa; Rotifera; Eurotatoria; Adinetida; Adinetidae
Source: the annotation of a GenBank genome assembly
AUGGUUUUUAGCAAAAUUAUUUCUUAUUUCGUAGCAUUACUUGAACGCUCAAAUUUCGAUAUAAUCUAUUUGGCAUGGUUAUGGACGUUAUUUAAACCACUAUGCAUUGCUCUAUUAACGUUAUUCCUUCUACCAGCUAUUAUCCUUUUAUUUAUGUACGGUUCGUCAUUAUUUUGUUUAAUUUACAAACAUUGGAACCGAUUGAAAGCUGCAUACUCGGAAGAUCUUUGGUAUGGAGCUAUAAAAACAUUGGCUGUGUUUUGGGAGUUACAGGCGACUAUAUGGCAUGGUUAUGAAGUCGAAGGCUUGGAGAAUAUUCCAAGUGAAGGCCCAGCUCUCAUUGUUUUCUAUCAUGCUACUCUUCCAUUGGAUUUCUACUACGUUUUUGCAAAGAUUUGGCUGUAUCGUAAUCGGCGAGUCCGAGUAGUGGCUGAUAAGUUUGUUUUCAAAAUACCUGGUCUGGCUACGCUCUUGGAAGCGCUUGAAAUUCAACCAGCAACAUCUGCGAUGUGUAAAUUAAUGCUCGAAGAAGGACACAUACUUGCUGUGUCACCUGGCGGUGUCAGAGAAGCUCUUUUUGGUGAUCAAAAUUACCAACUGAUAUGGAAAGAAAGAAAAGGAUUUGCCAAAGUUGCAAUCGAUGCGAAAGCUCCUAUCAUCCCAAUGUUUACAAAAAAUUGUCGAGAGGUGGUACGAGCGAUGACAAUCGGUCGCCGCUUUCUCAGUUACAUCUAUGAAAAAACUCGUCUACCACUAGUGCCUAUCUAUGGAAUAUUUCCAGUAAAAAUGAUUACAUACCUUGGCGAACCUAUUCCAUAUGAUCCUGAAGUUACACCAGAUGUACUUGCUCAACAAGUGAAAACUCGAAUUGAAAAAAUGAUCGAAACUCAUCAACGACGCCCAGGUAGCAUUACACGAGCAUUUCUAGAUCGUUUUACCAAGAACUCGAAGCAAAAUUAA